AUGGCUUCAUGGUUCAAAUCUUCGGCGAAGGCUGGCAAACCUGCUAUGACAGCUGAAGAAGAAGAUAAUCAUUUGCGAGAUGUUGAACGCGCCCUUCUACACUUGUUGAACGACGAUAUUGCAGCAGCGGACAAUAUAUUGAAACAGCAAGAAUCUGCAUACCAUUACCUAGGCCGCGGGAUAUCAAGUUUCAUUAGUUCCAUGCUGGGCGUUGAGAAAGAACUGUUGAGAGAAGCGGCAAACCAGUUGCAAGCUGCUGAAAACAAGACCUGGGAGGGUAUGAAAAAGGCCCAGAAAGAGCCUUCUGCUUAUCGGUCCCAUAUUUACCCCCCUGGAACCGAAUAUCUGUUAUGCUAUGCUGUUUCCCAGCUGACUAGUGCUAUAUGUGCGGUGCUCAGUGGCUCGGUUACAGAAGCUAUUAAGGGAUUUUAUAAGCUGAGAAAGGCUUUUUUAACCCUGGAUAGCAUCAUGCAGAUUGAGGGAAAGUAUCUAAGGGAAAGAGCGGGUUCAGGCAACUCUCUUGGUGCUCGCCUUGACCACUCUUCCACCGCGUCCUUAGCUUCAGGAGGGCCAUCGGCCGCGCUUGUCACGUCCGAUGAAAAAGCAGCUGAGGAUGUUGCAGAAAAAUUGCAUGGCGAGCUAGAUCCACCUGAUGUUAAGGUAGAUGCUUCUGAUACCACGCCGCUGGCCGCGUCAAAGUUACACUCCAGGCUAUUGGAAAUAGACCCCGCCUCAGUGGGCAUCACAUCUCACACAGACAUCUUCAUCCAUUCCGGCACAAGGCUCUGUUACGGAGUGUUAUUGGUCAUCUUUUCCAUGAUUGAGAAUCCCCUCUUCACAAAGAUUCUGUAUAUCGUGGGCUUUAAAGGGGAUCGAGAGCGAGGAACUCGAUAUUUAUGGCAGGCAGCUCGGUUUGACAACUUUAACAGUGCCAUUGCAGGAAUUGCUCUCUUGGGAUAUUACAAUGGUCUUGUUGGUUUUUGUGAUAUUCUCCCCACGGAUGCAGGCGCAGAUGAAGAUCUCUCGGGCUACCCUAGAGCCAAGUGCCGCGCUCUUCUCACCGAUAUGCGAGAACGAUAUCCCGAAUCCAAGCUCUGGAAGAUGGAAGAAGCACGCUUUCACGGCUACAACCGGAACCUCCGUGAAGCGGUCAAUAUUCUAAGUGACAACUCAACCAGCCAAAUGAAGCAAAUUGCCGCCAUCAACGUAUUCGAGAUGUCACUGACUAGCUUGUUCUUACAUGACUACGAACUCUCCGCACAGUGCUGGAAACGAUGCGCAAAGCUCUCCCACUGGUCUCCUACCAUGUACGCCUACCUAACAGGCGCCUGUUUCCUGGAAAUAUACCGCAAUAAUCGCCUCAGCGACCCGGCCACGGCAGAAAAGUAUAAAAUGGAGGCUACAGAGUAUAUCCGCAAAGCCCCACCACUAGCUGGAAGACAAAAAGUCAUGUCUAAAGAACUCCCCUUUGAUCAGUUUAUCUGUCGCAAGGUCUCAAAAUGGGAGGAGAGAGCGAAGGCCUGGAAUGUGGAUCUCGUAGAUGCCACCGGUAUCUCCCCCGUGACGGAAAUGAUAUACCUGUGGAACGGUGCACGGAAACAGAAUGAAGUCGAAUUAGACACGAGCUUAGAGGCUAUAAAGUGGGAAAAGUUAAGUCAUCCGGAGAAACUAAGGGGUGACCUAGAUGAAACGGCGCUUCAGGCGUUACUAAAGGCUUGUGCAUUGAGGAAUUUGAAGAAGUAUGACGAGGCUAGAGUGAUUUUGACAGAGGAGAUUUUGAAUCAUGAUAGAAACGAAUUCAAAGGCUACCUUAAAGAUGAUUGGACAUGUCCAAACGCACACUACGAGAUGGCAUGUCUCUUCUGGGCAGAAAAGGAUCUCGAGGGCGCUGAUCACAAGCUUAACGUCAUCGAGUGCGAAAAGUGGCUUGAGAAGACGAAGUGGGACCCGUACGUCCUAGAUGGGAGGCUGUCGAUGAAAGUCACAACUUCCGUAGUCACGGUAAAGAGACAUAAGGAUAUUAUGGGUUAUGAUUAA
This is a messenger RNA of Venustampulla echinocandica, 2037 nucleotides long. RefSeq names its product Outer membrane protein-like protein iml2. Bases 1 to 2037 code for a protein of 678 amino acids. Gene Ontology annotation, cellular component: nucleus; mitochondrial outer membrane; cytosol. The record is from RefSeq and is a predicted model, not a curated record. NCBI's taxonomy places the organism in Eukaryota, Fungi, Ascomycota, Leotiomycetes, Helotiales, Pleuroascaceae. The transcript is spliced from 3 exons.